AUGGAGGACGAUAUCGAUCAGAGCCAUGAGCAUUGUGCUGGCGGGCUCAUGAUGUUUGCCUACUUCAAAGAUGGAUCGUCGGACAAUAAUUCGAGCGCGAUCUUAAACAAAGAUAACGUCCCCCACAGUGCUAUCUCCUGUGAAAUUCUUCAUCCAAAUGAACAGCCUGUUCCGUCGAUUCUCAGAUUUGACUGUGCAUCUUCUUCCCAUUCUUCAAUCAAUUAUCUUCAAUUCUCGGACCAUCCCCGCAUUGCUUCAAACACCCAAAAGGCGUAUCAUCAGAUGAUGAAGAUGGAAGAGAAUAAUCUCCUGACUGGAGGAGAUGAGCAUUGCAAUUCCUUUGAAGAAGAACAGUCUCCAAGCCUUUCAUGGUACUGUCCUGAGCCACGGAUUUGA
This is a messenger RNA of Magnolia sinica, 396 nucleotides long. RefSeq lists its product as uncharacterized. The transcript has a single exon. The coding region runs from base 1 to 396 and encodes 131 amino acids. The record is from RefSeq and is a predicted model, not a curated record. NCBI's taxonomy places the organism in Eukaryota, Viridiplantae, Streptophyta, Magnoliopsida, Magnoliales, Magnoliaceae.